This is a messenger RNA of Trichoplax adhaerens, 879 nucleotides long. RefSeq lists its product as uncharacterized. Gene Ontology annotation, molecular function: ATP binding; protein kinase activity. The transcript has a single exon. Lineage: Eukaryota; Metazoa; Placozoa; Uniplacotomia; Trichoplacea; Trichoplacidae. The record is from RefSeq and is a predicted model, not a curated record. Gene Ontology annotation, biological process: protein phosphorylation. Bases 1 to 879 code for a protein of 292 amino acids.
AUGACUAAGGAUAAACUUCAAGAAGCAGAAGAUGAGAAAAAAUUUCAAACAUUUAAAAAUUUUAAAUUAAAGCGUAAAAUUGGUAAAGGACGCUUUAGUAGCGUUUAUCAAGCUAAAUGUACAAUCGAUAAUAGUAUUUAUGCCGUGAAGAAAGUCAUCAUUCCUGAUUAUACUGAUCCUGUUGUUUGCCAAAAGUACAUGCUAGAAGUUAAACUACUUAAGUCUUGCCAUCAUCAUAACAUUAUACGUUAUUUUGCUUCAUUUUUAAUCGAUGAUUGUGUCUUACUUAUUAUUUGUGAGCUUGCUGAUGCUGGCGAUUUAGAAUGCAUGAUUAAGGUAUUUCGUGAAAAGAAAAUUCGUAUACCAGAACGUACAACAUGGAAAUAUUUCUAUCCUGUUGCUAGUGCAGUUUGUUAUUUACAUGAUCGGCGUAUCAUGCAUCGCGAUAUUAAACCAUCUAAUAUCUAUGUCACUGGUAAAGGAGUUGUUAAAUUGGGAGAUUUUGGAUUGGGUCGUGCUUUGGGUUCUGGCACAGCAGCAGCAUCGUCAUGGGUUGGUACACCGUAUUAUAUGUCACCAGAGCGUGUAGCACAACGUGAUUAUGAUUUUAAAUCAGAUAUUUGGUCAUUGGGUUGCCUAUUAUAUGAAUUAGCAGCAUUACGUUCGCCAUUUUUUGGUGUCAAAUUAACAUUGGUACAAUUAUGUGAAAAAAUCGAAAAUGGCGACUAUCGACCAUUAGAGCCACAGUUGUAUUCACUUAAUUUGCGUCAAUUAGUUGAUAAAGCUAUUAUGAUCAAGCCCGACGAUAGACCUACUGCAAGCCAAGUGCUAUGUGAAGCAAGCAAUAUGUAUCGUGAAUCCAACAGUACAACAAUAUAA